Molecule: messenger RNA, 1857 nt
Organism: Durusdinium trenchii
Lineage: Eukaryota; Dinophyceae; Suessiales; Symbiodiniaceae
Source: the annotation of a GenBank genome assembly
AUGUUUGCAAGUAUAAAGCCCAAACUUUGGGAAAUGCAGGUGGAAGCACCAUGGCUCCUUGUUGCUCUAGCCACUGAUAUCCGUGAGCGCUGCAAGGUGACAGGGGAUUUGACUGCAGUCCCUGCUGAAGCAGCUGAGGAGCUCGUGAAACGUUUUGGUGGCUGGUGCUACGUAGAAUCUUCUGCUUUCUUCCCGGACACAGUGCAGCUGGUCGUGCACGAAGCCUUGGAAGCGGCAUCGUCCUACUACAGGUUGCAGUGGCAACUCCCUCCUCCUGAUGUUGCUAUUAGGACCAUUGAGGGAAAACCUUCAUGGACUGCAGCACCUGAAAAGGGUGACGAAAAGCUGUGGCUGUCCCAUGAAACGUUAACGGUACACAACGACCAGUCUCCGGUCACAGAGGACCAAGCAAGAGAAGCUUUAUCCCAGUUGGGUGAUUCCAGCACCAGGCGCCAUGCCUAUCUUAGGUGCGAUUUGGUUGGCAUGGAGUUGACUAGUUUAGUGAAACUCCGACGCUGGGAACAGCUCCAAUUCCUCAAUGUUUCGCGAAAUCGCCUUCGCUCUUUGGAGCCUGUGGGUGCCUUGCGACAUCUUUUGCACCUGGACGCCAGCCACAACCUGCUCAUCAGGAGUCAAAGUUUCACAGCACCUGAUGCACUGGAGACCUGCGACAUGUCCUACAACAUGUUGGCAGAACUGGGAGACUGGAAAGUUCAUCGGUAUCUUCGAGAAUUGAAUUUACGUGGAAACUACAUCAGCAUUGUGGGGCAUGGCUUGAAGGGCAACUUGGAGCUGCGUAGCUUGGAUCUCUCGGAGAAUUUCCUCUUGAAACUCGGAGAAGACCUGGAUGAUUUGGAGUUGCGCAGCUUGAGCCUGGCGCAAAAUAAGCUGAGUUCUUUGGAAGGGAUCCAAAAGCUGGCAAAGCUGCAUUGCUUGGAUGUCCGGCACAACCAAAUUACAACAAUCACGGCGUUGAGAGCGGAGGACAUACCCCGCUUGCGGAAGCUUCGCCUCGCAGAGAACCGCAUUUCGCAGAUGAGGGAAGUCGAUCAAUUGGCAAGUUUUGUUUUCCUCAGUGAGCUCUACAUGCAGCCAAAUCCUGUGUCUCAACUGCCUCAGUACCGUGCACAAGUUCUACAUCGGCUCCCUCGCCUCAGACAGUUGGAUAGCCAACAGGUCACUCCGGAGGAGCGAGUGAAGACAGAAGUGAUUUUUGGUGCUGAUGUGGAGACGCGCCAAGAAAUCUUCGAGCAACUGUUGCCAGAAGAAACAUUUGUCGACAGAAGGCUCAUGACGGAGGAGCUGAUUGCGCAGCUGGAAAUGGAACAGUUUGGUUGCCACGGCGAUGCCGGGCCCUUUGGCUGUGAAGCCACGUCAGAUCCAACAUUUGGUGAUCCACCCAGGACGAAACUUCAAGUUGCCAAGUUUCGACAGCGCGUGGAGCAGACGCGCCGUGGAGGAUCUCCAGAGGGAGUGGCCAAUUUCUCGACGUACCCUGCACCGUACCAUUCGAGCUUUGCCUAUGAUGAAGAUUUGCCCGAAAUCUUGGAGGCUGUGGCAGAGGGAGGUUGUCAAGAGUUGUGGCUUGGUGCAGCUGAAAUUUCUCCACAAGGACGGCCAAGAAUCGCUUGGUACAGAAGAAGUUCGGAUUUUCCUUUUUGUCAAUCAAGUCUAAGAGCGAUGGCCUCCGACCUUAUUAGCGAUGGCCUCCAACCUAAGAUCGAUGGCCUCCAACCUAAGAGCAAGUGCCUCCAACCUAAGAGCGGUGGCCUCCAACCGACUAGCGCUGGCCUGCAACCUACUAGCGAUGGCCUCCAAUCCAACCUAAGAGCGAUGGCCUCCUUGUUUCCUUUUUGA